Notodromas monacha is the source of this 1172-nucleotide messenger RNA. Lineage: Eukaryota; Metazoa; Arthropoda; Ostracoda; Podocopida; Cyprididae. The record is from the annotation of a GenBank genome assembly.
AUGGCUCUGAGGUGUGCAUGAGAGAGAUGUGCCAAGGGAAAGUGUGUGUGGUGGUGAAUGUAGCAUCUUUCUGUGGACUCACUGUCACAGAGUACAACCAAAUGAAUGACCUGGUUGAGAAGUUUCCCUGUGACAAGUUCCUCAUCCUGGCUUUCCCUUGCAACCAGUUCUGCUUUGAAGCAAGUGCUUUAUCAAAUUUUAAAUAUUCUUUCAGUAAUUUUACUCUGAAUCAUGAGAAUGCAUUUGGUGAGGAAGAAAUUUUAAACAUGCUGAAGCAUGUGCGCCCUGGAAAGGGAUUUGUACCAAAGGCCACCAUGUUUGAGAGGAUUGAUGUAAAUGGCAAAGAUGCCUUGCCAAUGUUUGAGUUUUUGAAGAGAGAAAUCCCAUGUCCUGUGGAUGAUCCCUUGUAUCUCCUGAAGCAUGAAACCUUCCAUUACUGGGAUCCACUCUUCAGAUAUGAUAUCAGUGGAAAUUUUGAGAAGUUCCUGAUUGACCAAAAUGGGAGAGUUGUCAAAAGGUACAGUCCAAUGUACCAAAUGAAAUACCUGGAGGAUGACAUCUGCCAACUGUUGAACAUCAAACAGGACAAUAAUUUGGAGGCACAAGAGACAAAUAGAAGGGAUGAUGACCCAGAUAUCCAUCCAUCAAAUAAGGGACUGAAAAGGACUUGGGAUCCCUCUGAAGAAGACACACCCAAAGACCAAGCAAAGAAAGAGAAACUAGAUGACUUUUUUGAUGGAUCAGGCAAACAUGAGUGCAUUGUUCAGCACAAGUGUGGAGAGGAGUGCAAAGCCAUGGUGGACAAUUCUCAAUGCAAACCUUACCAUAAACCAGGGAAUGUUCCCCCUGCAAAACAUAAUUUCCUGGUUGCUUGGGUUGAACCAAGACCCAUCAGACAGACCCAGGUUAUGGAGGAAGAACAGAGCUACAUUUCCAACCACAGCUUGUGUUGGAGUGGACUUGAACAGUUCAUCACCCGAAGCACGCACAUCAACAGGCUUGCCAACGUCCACCCGAUUCUCCCCACUCCAGAAAUCCAACACAAAACGACUUCGGGCUUCAACAAUUUUUCCAAUUUCAAGUUCGGACUUCGGUAUGAUGGAAAGCACUUGAGACACAUCAUCAGAAACAACUCCGUGAAAUUGAGGGCAAAAGAAAAGAAAAGCCAGGCU